AUGGAGGAAGUAUCAAGACAUAAUCUGGCGCACGAUUGCUGGAUAGUCGUAGACGGCAAAGUUUACGAUGUGACACACUUUCACAAGAAUCAUCCCGGGGGAUCUGCGAUAAUUGUAGCUAAUGCUGGGAAGGAUGUCAGCGAGCUGUUCCGUCCAAUACACCCUCCUAAGACGCUGGAGACCAAUUUGGUUGAGGACCAAUUCAUGGGGUUCAUCGAUCCUAAGGAGGCUGCUAAGUCGCGAGAGAAUCUGGCUAAGGAGGUCGAUCGGAUACAAACUGCUAGGGACGCCCUGAUGCCGGUGGAAAGGGUUCUGUCGUUGGACGAAAUGCAGGCAGCAGCAGAAUCGAUUCUCAGCGAUCGAUCUCGAGACUACUACGCUGCGGGAGCGCUGGACAGCUAUACGCGAGAAGCAAACCGAACCGCCUUUCACAAGUGUCGUCUCCUACCUCGCGUGAUGCGAGACGUAUCAAGUGUAUCUCCACAAACAACUAUCUUUGGGCAACCCUCCGCGCUGCCCAUUUACAUCUCACCCGCUUCGAACGCUCUGCUUGGACAUCCGGAAGGAGAACUGAAUCUGACCCGAGGAGCGGCUCGGACUGGCCUCGUCCAAGGGAUAUCAGCCGCGUCUUCCUUCUCGCUCACCGAUAUCUUGGACGAACGCGAUAGGCUGAAAGAAGACGAGUCACCGUAUGAUUUGGCACUGGCAUAUCAAGUGUACGUGCAAACUGAAAGGUCACGGACAGAGGUCUUGGUGAAAGAGGCAGUUGAGCGAGGAGUUCAAGCGCUGCUUCUUACAGCCGACACAAAUGUUCUUGGCUGCCGCGAGACGACAGAUCGGAUCAAAGGCGUGACUGGGAACGUGUCGCCCGGUGCAAGAAUGGGACCUUUCACAGAAUACCCAGCUUAUCACGAUGCGAAGCAAUGCUGGGCCGACUUGCCAUGGCUGAAAAGGCUCGCCGGCGAUAUCCCAAUAUACCUUAAAGGAGUUUGCACUAUUGAGGAUGUUCGUCUAGCCAGAGACCAUGGACUCGCAGGAUGUAUCCUCUCGAAUCACGGGGGACGGCAACUUGAUCAAGCCAGGACUGCAUUCGACAGUCUUAGAGCAAUACAUGAUGAGGAUCCUGAGCUGCUCAAACAAAUAGACAUCUACAUCGAUGGCGGGAUAAGACGUGGGACCGACGUCUUGCUGGCUUUGGCAUAUGGUGCCAAAGGCGUUGGACUUGGAAGACCAUUCCUGUGGGCCCAGACUGCAUACGGUGAGCAAGGUGUGAUCCGGGCAGUAAGAAUCAUGGAGAGCGAAAUUGUUAUGGCUAUGAGACUAUUGGGCAUUACCAGGAUUGAUCAGAUCAAUGCCAGCAUGGCUGAGUGUAUUCAGGAGGUCUGGCGAUAA
Messenger RNA from Kockovaella imperatae, 1392 nucleotides. RefSeq names its product L-mandelate dehydrogenase. The transcript is spliced from 9 exons. The coding region runs from base 1 to 1392 and encodes 463 amino acids. The record is from RefSeq and is a predicted model, not a curated record. NCBI's taxonomy places the organism in Eukaryota, Fungi, Basidiomycota, Tremellomycetes, Tremellales, Cuniculitremaceae. Gene Ontology annotation, biological process: lactate metabolic process. Gene Ontology annotation, molecular function: L-lactate dehydrogenase (cytochrome) activity.